Messenger RNA from Syngnathoides biaculeatus (alligator pipefish), 2735 nucleotides. It is a transcript of the gene slc9a2, whose product is annotated as solute carrier family 9 member 2. The record is from RefSeq and is a predicted model, not a curated record. Gene Ontology annotation, molecular function: sodium:proton antiporter activity. The coding region runs from base 181 to 2547 and encodes 788 amino acids. Gene Ontology annotation, cellular component: membrane. Gene Ontology annotation, biological process: sodium ion transport; regulation of pH; proton transmembrane transport. NCBI's taxonomy places the organism in Eukaryota, Metazoa, Chordata, Actinopteri, Syngnathiformes, Syngnathidae. The transcript is spliced from 14 exons.
UUUUGCUUUUGCCCCCCCCGAAACUCGCCCACUGAGAGCCCGCCAGGUCACGUGACAGCCAAUCAGUCCCGACCGCGCCCAGAAUGGAGACAAACUCGUGCACGCGCCUCAGGUAGGCUGCUCCCGGUCCAGUUCACAGUUUCCUGCCGGAUGGCGUGACGUGGGCCCCGAAACCUGCAAAUGGAUCCGAACCUCAGGAAGCCCUUGCGCGUCUUGUUUCUCGUUUGCGCCGCUUUAAGCGUCCUGCAUGGCUACGCGGGGGAGAUCCCACCUGGACCCCCGGUGGCGGGUGCGGUCACGGUGGUGCCCCCGGUCCAACCGGACGGGCCCCAGGCCUACCCGGAGCUCGAAAAGGACAACUUGCCGGUUUUCACCAUGGACUACCCGAGGAUCCAAAUCCCCUUUGAAAUCACUCUGUGGGUGCUGCUCGCCUCUUUCGCAAAGAUCGGCUUCCACGUGUACAACAAGAUCACCGUGUGGGUGCCCGAGUCGUGCCUGCUGAUCAGCAUCGGCCUCGUGGUGGGCGCCAUCAUGCACUCGGUCAACGAGGAGCCCCCCGCCGUGCUCACGGGCAACGUCUUCUUCCUCUACAUGCUGCCCCCCAUCGUCCUCGACUCGGGCUACUUCAUGCCCACCAGGCCUUUCUUCGAGAACAUCGGCACGGUGCUGUGGUUUGCCGUGGUGGGCACCCUGUGGAACAGCGUCGGCAUCGGCAUGUCGCUGUUCGCCAUCUGCCAGGUCCCCGCCUUCGGCGUGCAGGACAUCAACCUGCAGGAGAACCUGCUGUUCGCCGCCAUCAUCUCGGCCGUGGACCCGGUGGCGGUGCUGAGCGUCUUCGAGGACGUGUCGGUCAACGAGCAGCUCUACAUCGUGGUGUUCGGGGAGUGCCUCUUCAACGACGCCGUCACCGUGGUUCUGUACAACAUGUUCACCUUCGUGGCGGAAAUGCCGGUGGUGGAGCCGGUGGACGUUUUCCUGGGCGUGGCCCGCUUCCUGGUGGUGGGCUCGGGCGGCAUGGCCUUCGGGGCGCUCUUCGGCUUCGUGGCGGCCUUCACCACCAGGUUCACCUCCGAGGUCCGGGAGAUCGAGCCGCUCUUCAUCUUCAUGUACAGCUACCUGGCCUACCUGGUGGCCGAGCUCUUCGCCAUCUCGUCCAUCAUGGCCAUCGUGACGUGCGCCCUCACCAUGAAGUACUACGUGGAGGAAAACGUCUCGCAGCGCUCGUGCGCCACCAUCCGCCACGUGGUCAAGAUGCUGGGCUCCAUCUCGGAAACGCUCAUCUUCUUCUUCCUGGGCGUGGUUACCGUGACGACGGAGCACGAGUGGAACUGGGGCUACAUCCUCUUCACGCUGCUCUUCGCUUUCGUCUGGCGGGGUCUCGGUGUCUUGGUGCUGACCCAAAUCAUCAACCCCUUCCGCACGAUCCCCUUCAACCUCAAGGAUCAGUUCGGCCUGGCCUACGGCGGCCUGCGGGGGGCGAUCUCCUUCGCCUUGGCCUUCACGCUGCCCGACAACGUCGGCCGCAAGCAGCUCUUCGUCACCGCCACCAUCGCCAUCAUCAUCUUCACCGUCUUCGUGCAGGGCAUCAGCAUCCGGCCUCUGAUCGAGUUCAUCAACGUGCGCCGAACCAACCGCAACCUGGACACCAUCAACGCUGAAAUCCACUGCAGGCUGAUGGAGCACACCGUCGCGGGCAUCGAGGACCUUUGCGGCCAGUGGAGUCACUUCUACUGGAAGGACAAGUUCAUGAAGUUCAACACGCGCAUCCUUCGUCGCAUCCUGAUCCGCGACAACCGCUCCGAGUCGAGCAUCGUGGCGCUGUACAAGAAGCUGGAGCUGCAGAACGCCAUGGAGAUCCUGGACACGGUGUCGGGAGAGCUCAGCGCCGCCCCGUCCGUCGUCUCGCUGCGUGAAGAGCGGAAAGGUCCCGCUAAGCCCAAGAAGAAGUUCUUGGCCGCCGAUCUGAGGAGCAUGCACGACAUUCUGGCCAAGAACAUGUACAAGAUUCGACAAAGGACGACGUCGUACACCAGCAAGCACGCGUUGCCCAACGACAGCCGCACCCGAGAGAUUCUCAUCCGGCGCCACUCCAGCAUCCGGCGCAGCCUCCGCCCGGGAAGCUUCCAGACGGCCGCGGCGCCCAAAUCGCACAAGUACUUCUCGCUCCCCGCUGGGAAGAACUUGAAGUCCAACUUCCCACGCGACUCGGAUGAUCAAGAAACCACGUCGGAGAUGUCGUUCCCCGCCAGACGCUUUCGUUUGGCCCCGCCCUCGCGCUCCCCGUCCGGGGCGCCGUUGCCACUGCGCCGCCUGCACGCGCUGGAGGAAGUGCCCUCCGUGGACUUCCUGGACGAAAGACGGGCGCGCGCAGGCCGACCCGGACGACGUCCCUCCUCCGGUGAACGUCGGCGGAGUGCGGACGCUUCCGGAAAAGAAAACGCUGACGACGCGGGACCCGCCGUGGCCCCCGCCUGGGCCGCGGAACCUCCAGACGGCGCCACGCGGAACCCUCUGCUCAGGGCGCCUCAAUGGAAACCCAAAAAGUGACGACUUUGUGGCUUUGUAAGUACCCCCACUCCCCAUCCCCAACAGAAAUUGAGUCGACCACGAACAAUGACUGAUGUGAUCAACUUGAAAAGUUAAAUUUUUUCCCAGCUUUACGAUUUUUGUAAUGCACAAAUCUUUUAAGCUGAUUAUCUUUUAUAUAUGUACCAGUAAACAUUGUUUUUAAUUUA